This is a messenger RNA of Aureobasidium subglaciale EXF-2481, 1900 nucleotides long. RefSeq lists its product as uncharacterized. Gene Ontology annotation, cellular component: nucleus; cyclin-dependent protein kinase holoenzyme complex. Gene Ontology annotation, molecular function: protein kinase binding; cyclin-dependent protein serine/threonine kinase regulator activity. Gene Ontology annotation, biological process: regulation of cyclin-dependent protein serine/threonine kinase activity. Bases 306 to 1721 code for a protein of 471 amino acids. The record is from RefSeq and is a predicted model, not a curated record. The transcript has 2 exons. Lineage: Eukaryota; Fungi; Ascomycota; Dothideomycetes; Dothideales; Saccotheciaceae.
CUCGACACAAAGGUUCUAUCGUCCGAGUUUGCGAGCUUUUUGAUAAGUCCUCGCUGCUCACCUCUUUCGUCGCAAAUUACCUACACCAUCUGCUGCCUGCUACACUCGACCAUUUCCUACCCGACCAUCUCGCAUACCGUCCACGUCAGCCAUCGUCCACUCCACGCGUCGCACAUCUAGGCCUGUCCUGUCGCGCAUGCAACUGAGCCUUUGAAGAAGCGUGGGCUCAAGCCUCUCUACGCUUCGCCAUCGGCGCGAAGUAAUCGGGUGUGUGUCCACACUCGAUCCUCGACAACCCCGCGGUCAUGCCGUCCUUCUACCCCCGUCAACUCCCUCCAACCCCUCCUGAGUUCAUCCCCUCCAGCUGCCAGCGCAUGCAGUACCCUCAAGACUCCUACCGCACCUGCGAGUCCCGUCAGGAUGCCGCCUAUGACUACUCUAGAGCAUACUCGCAGCCUAGCCUGCAGCGCAACGCCAUUCUUCCUCCCAUCAACAACUACUACGAGUCAGCCAGCGCACCCAUCCUGCCCCCUUUGAGAAUGCAGGAGCGUCUGAGCGUUGAGGAUGAUUAUCGCCUUCGCCUGCAGCAGGAGCAGGAGCAGCGCAACCAAGCCGCGCAACAACUGCAGCAGCAGCAGCAGCAGCAGCAGCAGCAACAACAACAGCAGGCACAGCAACAAGCGCAGCAAUCGACACAGAAGGAAGACAAAGCAACAGGCGGAGUAUCGGCCAAGCUCGACUACGAAAUGGAACGCAUGACGAACUUUGUGGCCGAAUCGGCGUCGGGAAUGUAUGCUCUCCAUCUGUCCCCCAUCUGCCUUGCAGAUAUUGACAUCUGUCGAAGCAUCCAGCCUAGUGUCCCCAUCCAGCCCUCGUUCCGCAAAUGGGUCUCGCAGGUCCUGUCAGCCACCAGACUACCCUCGGCCACCAUCCUUCUCAGUCUCCACUACUUGACCGUCCGUCUGCGCGACUACCCUCCGAGGACCACCUCUUCGUCCGAAAACCACAUCUACCGCCUCCUCGCCGUCGCCCUAAUCCUGGGUAGCAAGUUCCUCGACGACAACACCUUCAUCAACCGCUCGUGGUCCGAUGUCACUGGCAUCAGAGUUUCCGAACUCAAUAACCUUGAGAUGGAGUGGCUCGCCCUCAUCUCCUUUGACCUGCACUGCGAUCCUACUGACCCUGCUGGUCUGGCCAGCUGGCUGCGUGCCUGGAACGACUACGAUGCUCAGGCCAUCAGUCGUUCGCGCACCACUCGCCUGUCACCCUUGAACACCAACGUCCAGCGCCAGUCACCUCGCACUUCGCGUUCUCCGUUCCAGCCGCAAUACAAGGGCAGCUUUGCCGACUUCACUCCCCAAUCGUCAAGGCCUUCUUCUACCUACUCCGGUACACCUUACACUUCAGCUGACCCUUGGAACCGCCCCGAGCCAACCAAUUCUGUCGAGGCUUUCUACAACACUCAGCACCGCUACCCGACAUUAGACGAACUGGACCACUCCAACAGUCUUGCUGCCUUGGAGCAGGCUCGUAGAUCCACUGCCUACGGUAAUUGUGCUCUGCCUCUACCUCCCGCUCUGGCUUCGUCUUACUAUUCGCCCUGGAACCAGUCCACGUGGGGAAGCUCUCACCCCCCUGGAUGUAAUUGUAUGACAUGUGCCCGCCAGUACAUGCCUUUCAUGGGUGCUUCCGCAUAUCCUGCCCAGACUGUUGUUGGUUGAUCGGGCAAGUGCCCACUCCAAUACGAUCACCCAACUCAGCAUUGUGGAUUCCAAGAAUGACCCACCUGGCACCAACUGAUCCAACCCGAUUUCUAUUCAACAUUGUUCGAAAAGUUCUAUUCUUUGCCGCACUCCAGCAUAUUUCGAACCACCAAAAAAGUUUUUGAUCGCAUGCCACC